GGCGGCGGCUCCUUCCCCUCCCCGCCAUGGUGGGGGGCUGAGGAGGCCCGCCUCGGCGCUCGCCCGCCUCCUGCCGCUCCUCGACGGCCUCCCGCCCUUCCCGUCCCCCUCUUCCCCGUCCCCGUCCUCCCCGUCUUCCCCUUCUCCCCCGGCCCAAGGGCGGCGGCAGGAGGCCCGCUCGGCGCCUCCCAUCCAGGCCCCGCCGCCUCCUCCGCCCCCUCCGCCUCCUCCGCCGCUCUCCCCGCCGCCCCUGGCCGCCAUGGGCUCUCCCGCGGGCCUCGCCGGCGCCGCCGCCUCCACCGCCGCCGCCGACUCGGCCCAGUGGCUCUCCGUCAAGGAGGAGACCAUCUUCCUGCACGACGGCCUCAUCCGUGUCACCGACCUGGCUGAGCUGCCCAGCGAGAUCGUCGGAGGGGCCGAGAGCGCCGACGCCGAGCUGGAGAUCUUAACCUUUGAAACCAAGAAUCCCACCGAACUGUCGGAGCGCCUGCGUUCCGUUUGUGGCAACCAGAGCAACGCUUAUGCCCGCCUGCUGGAAUACCGCUUGAAUGCCCUGCGUGGACUCUGGAAUGCCCAGCGCCAGCUUGCCUUGGAGGAACAGCAUGAGCGGGAGAGCUCCGGAGAUGAGGAAGCUCUGGCCUUGCUCAAGCGGCAGGGCCUGCUGCAGCAACCCGAGCAGGCGCCUUUCACCUCCCGCAUGGGCCUCCUCCUGGUCUUUCCCCUUAUUGAAUCCCAAAGUAGAACCGACCCUUCCUUAUGUAACAUAACCGCAGAGGUGCUCUUGACUUGCCUUCGUGACUGCCAGCCCUUGAGCUUGACUAAGGAGCCAGUGGACUGUCUUAACGGCAUUGAAUCCUUGCUCUGCUCCUGGUUGGAGGAAACAUCUGCCUCGGGCCAACAGAUUCCACACAAGCAAAAAGAAAACGCUGCCGCCGCCCUUGUUGCCUUGGCUUGUGCAAGGGGAUCGCUGAAAACAUUUGUUCACACAGUCCAUCUUCUGCAGAAGCAAACCGACUUGGGAUCCCUGCCUGUGGCCGAUGUGUUAUACAGGUUGCUGCUGUUGGAAGGAGGACCGGGCUCUCCUUCUUGUCUGCUUGGGGGCAAGCACAUGGUAUCUUGGGGCUUUGAGGAUAUGCUGCCAGCGCCUGAUGCCAACCCUGGCUCCAACUCAGAAAAUAAAGAUGCAGACUUGGGACGUUGCCUUGCAGCAGAUGGACUUUACCUUUAUACAACCAACUCUGUUGGCAGAGGAAUAAGCAAAUUAGGAUCGGGGUUACAUGGUACCUUACGAGGCUUUGUGUAUUGCCGCAACGAAGAGCUGGAGUCAGGCUGGGUUGCUUUCGGCAACAGCAAACUCCUCCACAGGCCUGUCUCUUUCGAUAACAAACCUCAGUCCCUUUUCCAAGUCAUUGACCAGAAUACCCUUCAGGUAUGUCAGCUGGUCCCAAUGCCUGCUGACCACUUCCCCAUCGGCAGCACCAUGACCACGGUCCACCUUUCCUCAGAUGGGACCUACUUCUACUGGAUCUGGUCACCUGCAAGCUUGAAUGAGAAAACACCCAAGGGCCACUCAGUCUUCAUGGAUGUCUUUGAACUCACGAUGAAAGAUGGCGUCUGUGUGGCCAACCCUCUCCAGGAGCGCAUUAUCCUCAUGAGGAAAGAGGGUGAUUCAGCCAAAAGCAUCAACGAGAUGCUUCUGAGCCGGCUUUCAAGGUAUAGGGCCUCUCCCUCGGCCACCUUGGCGGCGCUGACCGGCUCCACCAUCUCCAAUACUUUGAAAGAGGACCAAGCAGCUGCAAACACGAGUUGUGGCCUGCCUCUCAAAAUGCUUCGGAAGACCCCGAUCUACACCUGCGGGACGUAUUUGGUAAUGCUGGUCCCACCCCCAGGCGGUUCUGGCAGCUCGGCCACCCGGUCACUCUUUGGCGGGACCAGCGGAUUGUCCUCCUUGAAGAUUCUGGCAUCGAGUUUGGUGUACAACAUCUCGGAUGGACAGUUUGCAAGCCGGGCGGAUCUCAUCGAUGCAGCCGGAAGCUCCCUGGGACGUGGUGCUCUCGUUCCUGGUUUGGGUGCGUGCUACGACGCAAUGAACAAUAUGAUCUGGACCUGCUCAAAUGACUAUAUUGACCAGUGGUGCAAUCCUGGCAACCAGGCUUUCCAUUAUGUCUGCCAAAGACUAGGCGUCAGCCAUAUCAUUAUGGAGCCAAAAGGAGAUGCCACGACCACAAAUGAGGUGAUCAACCAAUUACUGCACCAUGUUGGUGCAAUGUGUAUCCAUCAGCUCAACCUACUGGCCGCAAGCAACAACCUUCCCCUCACCAAUUUCCUGGGCAAGCAGCACCCCAUCGAGGCUCAUCAUCUCAGCAGCAUCUGCGACAUUAUGGAGAAAGCCAUGGUCAAUGGAGACACCUGCAUUAUCCAUUGCAUCCUAGUGGUCUUCCAGGUGGUUUUCAAAUUCUUCUUUAGCCCUCAAACUGAAAAGCAUCGGGAUAUUGUGAGACGCUCGGGCCUCUUGCUGUGGCAGCUGUUAAUGGCCCCCAUGGACCAGAUCAGCCCCGAAAUCCAGAAGGAAGUCUGUCUGGCCAUCAGUUCUGGUCUGAAUAUCCUGUAUCCCGGAGAAGUUGAAAUCAAUAACUUGUUGAAACUGGUCUUAACAGAAGGAGAGAGGAAUAGUGGUCUGGCCCAACUCCGGGACGUGAUCAUGACUAACCUGGCAGAGCAGCUCCAGAACAACAGAUUUGGCAGCGAAGAUGAUGAGCAUUACCGAUUAAACGAUGAACUUUUGCACUACAUUCUCAAGAUUGUUGUUCGCGAGUCUUGUAUCUUAAUCACCAAGUGCCAAACGGUAUCCAGAGAUGAAUUUCAGAGGCUCCUCUCGACUGUGCCUGCUGCCUCCUCCUGCCUGCGGUACCUGAUGGCUGUACAGAACCAUCUUCUGAGUAAUACCAUUUUGAUUAAGCCUGACGAAAACGAUGACAGUGACAGCUCCUUGCAGGGAGAGACAUUGAAGGUACAGGAGCUCAAGGCUAGUAUCUUGGCCCUGGCGACCCAGAUCUUGACAGGGUGCGAUGAGGUCCUAGAUAUGCUGCAGCAAGUCACCACUGCGUUGAUCCACAGUGAGGUUCCUGACCGGGAGCAGAGGUUAAAGGGCCUGGAGCAGGUGACCAAAGCCACCAUGCUGGGUCACUUGCUUCCUGUCUUGCUAACUUCCCUGAUGCACCCCAACCUCCAGACCUUGACCAUGGCGGAUGCGCUGAUGCCUCAGUUGGUGCAGCUGGUCCUCUACACAAGCCAGACCGCCUUGCUGCUGAAAACCCAGUCCCCUCUUUUUUCGGAGGCGGGUGCUUCUCCCAGUGGGACCUGUGAGCAGAGAAACAAGCUGUUUCCGGAUGAGAGGAUGCUAGAAGAGAAAGAAGAGCCAGGCUUCCUGACUGGCUUGAAGAUCCCGGCUCCUUGGGCAGCUGGGAAAACUGUGGAGACUGUGCAUCCUGUGAGGGACAACUACAAAUUUAAGGAAACCGUGCACAUCCCAGGGGCCCGUUGCUUGUACCUGAGGUUUGACAACCGAUGUUCCUCGCAGUAUGAUUAUGACAAGUUGGUGAUAUAUGCAGGCCCCAACACCAACAGCCGGAAGGUGGCCGAAUACGGGGGUAAUACCCUCGGGUACGGCAGUCGCAGUGUCUUGGGAACGGGUUGGCCCAAAGAUUUAGUCAAGGUGGAAGGGGACACCGUGACCUUCUCCUUUGAAAUGCGGAGUGGGCGAGAGCACAACACACCCGACAAAGCCAUGUGGGGCUUCACUUGCACUGUCCGAGCCCAGGAGUCCUCUGAAGACGUGUCGGGCGGACUGCCUUUCUUGGUAGACCUAGCCUUGGGUUUGUCAGUGCUGGCGUGCUCCAUGCUCAGGAUCCUGUACAAUGGACCAGAGAUCACCAAAGAGGAGGAAGCCUGCCAAGAACUCCUGAGGUCCAAACUUUUGCAGCGGUGCCAGUGGCAAGUCGAAGCCAAUGGGGUCAUUUCCCCAGCUCUCACCCCAAGCCCUUCCCCACUGCCUCUCACCAUUGACGAAGACCGGGAAUUCACAUAUCCCUCCGAUAUCCUGGUGCCCUCCGUUGGCCACUACUUUGAGCUUCCGCGGAUCCGUCUUCCUCCAGGGAUCAUGGUCAAACUCAGGGAAAUCUCCGGCCGAGCUCGCCCCCAGUUCCGGCCCAGCAUCAGGGAGGUGAUCCAACCCGACAUAAUGGAAGAAAUGGUGGUGUCCUGUGUGAUUAAGCAUCUGAACCUGGUUGAUGCCCUCCAGUCCCUCAUCAACUUCCAGUACCAGGAGGAGCAUGCCGAGGAGUACGACCUGCUCUGCAAAAUUAUGGGGGAAACUUUCAAGAAGCUGAAUGCCAUGGAGAGGCAAUUGCAGAGUGUUGCGGAGUUGGAGCAGAAGUGGCAAAGUGAAGUGGAGGAGUCCAUGUCUGGGAAGCUGGAGAACAACGUGCCCUUCUUUUACGACUAUCACUUUAAUGAGAGCAAAAUGAAGGAACUGGAACUACUGUGCUCAAUGAAGGAAAUUUCAUUUGAUGGAGGUGACCUUGAGAACAUGGUUCUCUCACUGAGGGAGAAGUUCAUCCAGGAAGUGAACUCCCUGCACCAGAAGCCUUUGCAUCCCAUGGGGAAGACCAAAACACUGGUCAAGAGCCUGAUGAACCGGGCAGAGCUGCUCUUGCACGUCACCAUUGCUGCCCAGUCUGGCCUGACCCGCAGCAUCUCUGGCACCCCUGCUGAGACCCCAGCGUGCAAGUCUGCCUCGGAAACCAAGGUGAUCUCCCAUGCUGUCCGCCAGCCGGUUUUCCUCCGCAGCAUGUCAGCCCCCUCAGACCUGGAAAUGAUUGCCAACGAGGAUCUGGAGUUCACGAGGUCGAGCCAAAGGCGGCGCCAUGUGACGAGUCACAGGAGCAGCUCCUUUACUCUCCUUCAGUCCCUGACCAUCGAGGACAGCCGAGAUAAACCCACCUACAGCGUCUUGCUGGGCCAGCUGUUUGCUUUCAUCGGGACCAAUCCUGAUCAAGCAGUCUCGAGCAGCAGUUUCUUGUUAGCUGCUCAAACCCGGUGGCGCCGCGGAAACACCCGGAAGCAGGCUCUGGUCCAUAUGAGGGAGCUCCUGACGGCGGCCGUCCGGGUCGGAGGCGUGACUCAUCUCGUGGGUCCCGUCACAAUGGUCCUGCAAGGAGGCCCACGGUCAGUCCCUCACUAUCAACUGUCAAGGGGACCAAGAAUUGAAGAGCUGACCUGUGGAGGAAUGGUGGAGCAAGUGCAAGAAGCCUUUGGGGAGACCAUGACUUCGGUGGUGGCCCUCUGCGCCCGGUAUCCCAUUGCCUGCGCCAACAGCAUUGGCCUGCUCUGCACCAUCCCAUAUACCAGGAGUGAAGAGAAGUGCCUGGUGCGGAGUGGCCUGGUCCAGCUGAUGGACCGCCUGUGCAGCCUCAGCAGCCAGGCUGAGUCCAGCUCCAAUGAGAAGCAGACCAAGAAGCAGAAAGUGGCCACCAUGGCUUGGGCAGCCUUCCAAGUGCUGGCCAACCGUUGUGUCGAAUGGGAGAAAGAAGAAGGGGGCUCGACCGAAGCAGUCCACUCAGGCCUGGCCCGCCAGGUCUCCAGUCUCCUGACCAACCACUUGGCCCGGGCCACCGAGUGCUGCGGCAACCAGGCCGCCGGGAACGAUGCCUUGCAGGACGUCCUCAGCCUUCUGAACGACUUGUCAAGGAGCCACAUUGGCAAAGCCAUCCUGAGCCAGCCGGCCUGCGUGUCCAAGCUUCUCUCCCUACUCCUGGACCAGCGUCCCUCCCCGAAGCUGGUCCUCAUCAUCCUCCAGCUCUGCCGGGCGGCCCUUCCGCUCAUGAGCGUGGAGGAUUGUGGGAAUGUGGAGCUGCCCCCCUGGAGCUAUUCGGUUCCCUCUCUGAACAGUGAGCAGGAUGACCCCAGUGACCCAGCCUCCAAAAUUGCCUCUCUGCUUUUAGCCAAACUGGCCGAUUACGUGGUGCCAGGAUGCCAGACGGUUCUUUCUCCGACAGCUUCGGAGCCAGAUACUUCCCUAACCAAAGCCAGCCCCAAAAGCUCCCUUAAAGGAGACAAAGACCCAGGGGAAGAGAGUGAGGCUGUUGAUGGGAAACUCUCCAUCUUUAUUCAUAAGCGGGAAGAUCAGUCCUCUCAUGAAGUCCUCCAGCCCCUGCUGAGUAGCUCAGAAGGUCGUCCAUUUCGCCUCGGAACAGGAGCAAAUAUGGAGAAAGUGGUGAAGAUGGAUCGAGACAUGACCAAAAGUGGCUGCUGUGAGGUGAUUACGGAAGAGGCAGCGGCAGCUUUACGUAAGGCCACCAAGUGGGCCCAGUCGGGGCUGAUUGUUAGCGUGGGCCCCCCUGUCGAAACAGCCAGCCCAGAGAGCACCAGCGGCCUGUCAACCGGGGACAAAAAGAAGACUGCCCAAACCUCCAUUUGUAGGGAGCGGAACUCGGAACUUGCCAGAACUGACCCUGUGCGGCCGUUCAUCAGUGGCCACGUGGCCAACAGCAUGGCAGCCGAGGUGAUUGCUUUGCUUCACAGCCUGCUCAUGGCGCCUGAAUCCAACGCGGCUCAGAUCUGGACAACCACCGCUGAAAAAGUCCUGUCCCGUGCGCUCAUGUAUAUCCCACAGCUGGGUAAAUAUGCUGAGAGCAUCCUGGAGAAUGGCAGCAGCAGCGGGAGGAAACUGGCCAAGCUCCAGCGGAUUGCCCGCCAGGCAGUGGCGGCUCUGUGUGCGCUGGGCGGCUUCAAGGAGACCAUCAAAAUUGGCUCUGAAGUUCAGGUUUUGGGGAGGGGCAUUGCAGGAAGCGUUGGAGUGGUUGCCUCGAUUAAUGAACAGGAAGGUAUAGCCACGGUCAAAUUCCCACCUGCCAGUAUAGACUGUAGAAAGACCUCCCAAGCAUCAGACACUUUAACUAUCCCAUUAUCUAGGCUCUGUGUUCCAAGAUCAGAGGCAUUGCCUCUCCAUAAACUGUCCAUUACUGAGAAGGUAGUACAGGCAGUCCAGUCCAUGUUGCUUCCUCAAGAGGGGAGUCUCUCUAUUCAUACCUCACUUCCUGCAACAGGAGAUGGCUCAACCCCAGUAAUGGCAGUGGUCCGACUCCUGGCUGAAAUUCGAACCAGAGCAUGCCUGGUGAUGGCCCAGUUGUUGGAGGACAGUUCCUUCUGUGAGGAGUUCAUCCAGCAAUGUCCGGCUGCUGUGGAAGUUCUGAACCUCGUGGCCCAGGAGUGCAGCCCAGGAGAGCGACUCCUUGUUGUGGAAGUGCAGUGUGAGCGGCUGAGGAUGCUGUACCGUGACAGUGCGCGUCCUCCGCCGCCGCCACUCCAGGCCGACCGAAGGCAGACCCGUCUCCUCUUGGUUCAGCCCAAGGAAAUCACCUGGAGCCCUUCUCGCGUCUUCCCACCAGUGCGCGCCUGCAUGUUCUCCUCUCACCUUACAGCUGUGACCUUCCUGGCAGACCCCAGCGCAGGCGGAGGGCUGCCCCGGGGCACCUUCAUUUACGCCACAUCCCCCGUUCCAGUCCAGGCGCCAUCCUUCUACUGGGAGAUUGAGAUUGUGUCCUACGGCGACACAGAUGACGACACGGGGCCCAUUGUCUCCUUUGGCUUUGCCACGGAGGCCGAGAAGCGCGAUGGCGCAUGGACCAACCCUGUGGGCACCUGCCUCUUUCACAACAAUGGACGAGCUGUUCAUUACAAUGGUUCCAGUUUGCUGCAGUGGAAGAGUGUGCGGCUGGACGUCACCCUCUCUCCUGGUGAUGUCGCUGGCAUUGGUUGGGAGAGGUCCGAAGGCACCCCGCCUCCUCCGGGGCAGCCGGCCAAAGGCAGAGUGUAUUUCACUUACUGUGGACAGCGACUGGGUCCAUAUCUGGAAGAUGUGUCCGGUGGAAUGUGGCCAGUGGUCCAUAUCCAGAAAAAGAACACCAAGGUCCGGGCCAAUUUUGGUUCCCGCCAGUUUGCUUAUGCGGAAGGCCAGGCGCACCGCAAUGCCGCCGACCUCUGUGUCGACCUUGCUGAAGAAAUCAGUGCCAACUUCGAAGUGUUGCCUUUUGCCAUGGCUUCCGACAGUGACAACGAUGCUGGCACCAGCACAGCCUCUGACCCUGGGACGCAUGGGCCGCCUUGCAGGAUUGCGGCUGUGGCCACUGCUCAGCAACAGUACGAUAGUGACACCUCUUGCCAUUAUAAGAUGGAACUCAGCUAUGAAAACUUCAUCACCUCGGGACCAGACCCUCACCCUCCUCCCAUUGCAGAUGACGAAAGCGACGAUGACGAUGACGAUGACAUUCCACGGGAAGAUCACUAUGCCUUGCUUGUGAAAGCCUGGGAGACCAAAGUCUUCCCUACCAUUCGGAGACGCUUCCGCAACGAAGCCGAGAGGAAGUCUGGCUUGGAUCAGAUUAAAGGGGCCUUACAGCUAGGCAUGGUCGACAUCGCCCGCCAAACGGUGGAAUUUCUCUAUGAGGAAAACGGGGGCAUUCCCAGAGACCUGUACCUUCCCACAAUUGAAGAUAUUAAAGAUGAAGCCAAUAAGUUCACUAUUGAUAAAGUCCGGAAAGGUCUCACCGUUGUCACCCGCUGCCCAGAUAGCAACAACGUGGUUGCCAACACGGUGGGCACCGCCCUGCCCAAGUUUGCAAUCCGUGGGAUGCUGAAGACGUUUGGACUCCAUGGUGUCGUCCUGGACGUUGAUUCGGUGAAUGAGCUUGUCCAGGUGGAGACUUACCUCAGGAGCGAAGGGGUCUUGGUGCGAUACUGGUACCCCAUUGAUAUGCUGGAGCGACCCCCUGCUGGCUAUAGGAGGACAGCCACCAAUGGACUGGUUUCCCUGGACAAUUCAAACAUUCAGAUUCACAGAGAGCUGCUGCGAUGCGAAGCGGCCCUUGCUCGGCUGUACUGCCGUAUGGCCCUCCUUAACAUUUUUGCUCCCAGAUCUCCUCACAUGUUCACACGCCUGUUCCACAUCCCUGCCAUCCGGGACAUCACUCUGGAACAUCUCCAGUUGCUCUCCAAUCAGCUUCUAGCCCCGCCUCUUCCUGAUGGGACCAUUAGCUCCAGCUCCAUCCUUCUGGCCCAGUCCCUCCAGCACUGCAUCCAUUCCCAGAAUUGCUCAGGCACCGACCUCUUUUACCAAGGCAACUCCCAGACCAUCCAGGAGUGGCUGACAGUGGCCAUUGCGCGGACUCUGCACCAAGGCGAGGAGAGUCUGCUGGAACUGACCAAACAGAUCUGCUCCUUCCUGCAGAACGCUCCUGAACAGUUCCCAUCCGAAGAGUUCCCCAUUUCUGAGUCGAAAGUAAACAUGGACGUCAACUUCCCUGGGGCAGCCUUUGUGAUUGUGUCCUGCAAGGAGAGUCAGUCAGGAUUCCGCAAAGAUUCUGACUCUUUUCACAGCUCUUCUCUGUAUAAAGCCCCUUGGGCCCGGAUCCUUGUCUAUGGCCUCGGCCACAAGGUGAAGAGGAACGGGCAGCUGAACCUGAUUGAGGCCGUGUGCUACCCUCGGGAUGCUUCUCCCACCAACACAGGACUGACUCCGCCCCCCACCACCAAUCAGUAUCCUUCGGUCAUCAUCUCCACCGAUAAGGUCCACAUCAAACUGGGAGUGUCCCCGCCUCCUGGUGCCAUGCUGGUCCUGCACUCGCUCCCGCUGGAGUUCCCAUUGGCCAUGGCUUUUGCGGAGCAGCUGCUGGCCUGGAAGUUGGAUGACGGGGACGGAAGGGCCGAAGAGGAGCUGGAAACUAUCCCUGCCUCCAUCCUUUUGCAAGUGGUGGAAAUCCUCGGGAAUUUUCUAUGGACAACCAACAUGGCAGCCUGUGUGAAAGAGCUGUUGUUCCACCUCUUGGCCGAACUGCUCCGCAAAAUUCACAGCCUGGAGCAGAAGAAGAACCCUGCCGGUCUGUCCUCGUCCAUUGCGCUGCAGCUCAACCCCUGCCUGGCCAUGCUUAUGGCACUCCAGUCUGAGCUGCACAAGCUGUAUGACGAAGAGACCCAGAACUGGGUCUCAGGAAAUGCCUGCAGCGGAUCCGGUGUUGGGGGCACCGACCAGGGCAGAUUUUCCACCUAUUUCCAUGCCCUGAUGGAGGUCUGCCUGGCUGUUGCGGAAGUAACGUUGCCAAUCAACAUGAGCAUCACCGCCAACGUCAUGUCCUCGACCAGCGGCCCCAACCUCAGCGACUCCUCCUCUUCCUCCUCCUCCUCUCCUGGGCAGACCCCGCAAAGCCCAAGCCUCCUGUCAAAGAGGAAGAAGGUCAAGAUGAAGCGGGAGAAGGCCUCGGCUUCGGGGAAGCGCACCUCGUCCCGAGCAGCUGAUACUGACACGGCCAUGCUGAGCAUUGGCGGGAGCAAACCUGAGGACAUGCUGUGGUUCCACCGGGCUCUGACCUUGCUCAUCAUCUUGCGCCAUUUGACCAAGAAGGACCCCCAGGGGCUGGGUGUGACCAAUGACGCAGUGGCAGAUGCCUGCCAGGCCUUGGUCGGGACUACAGCUCACAGCCGCUUACUGGUGAUUUCGGGCAUCCCCACCCACCUGGAGGAAGGGGUGGUGCGGGGCGCCAUCCGCAAGGCCUGCAAUGCCCACGGGGGUGUCUUCAAGGAGGAGAUUUACAUCCCGGUGCAAGAGGAGGAGCCCAAGAAGAGCAAGGACAAGGCAGAGGGAGGGGAGAGCCGGGCUGAACUGGACAAACCAGCGGUCUCUGGCAGCGUGGACAGCCUGGACAUCAGCAGCUCCAGCAGCGUUACCCCCGCCAUGAGCGUCAGCGCCUCAGCCUCCACCAGCCAAGCCUCCAUCUCCAGCUCGCAGGGCAUUUCUCGCACCACCAGCGACAUCUCAGUGGACCAGGCCCUGCAAGGGGGCUUGGAGAUGGCCAUCCCACCCGGGUUGCUGGACGGCACCCCACAUGGGGUUUCCAGCCAGGAGAGCCUGGACCUCUCCAUCGGCAGCAGCCUAGGCAGCUUUGGGGAGCAGCUGGAUAACGUGGAGACGGCCUCCAUGUCGGACGUGGGCUCCAUGUACACCGUGACCUCGCUGGACAGCCAGCCAGCCCCCUCACGACCCAUCAAGGGCUUUGCAGUUGUGGAGAUUCGGUCCCGGGCCAAGAUUGAGAAGAUCCGAGCCAGCCUCUUUAACAGCAGUGACCUGAUUGGCCUUUCCAGCCUGGACGGGGAAGACGAACUCAUGGAAAUGUCCACCGAGGAAAUUUUAACUGUCUCCACAGUGAACCAGAGCUUGUUUGACACCCAAGGGAGCCCUGCUCUGGAAGAUUACUUCAAUGACAAAACCUUAAAAGGUGACAAGCUGGUGCCGGGUGCUCGAGACGUCCUGACGGAAAUCUUCAAAAGCUGCCUCCAUUCGGAACAAAUGCUGAGCCUGACACCAGCCAAGCCGACCAAAGUGGCUGAGAUCUACCUGAGCAAAGAGCAGAUCAAUGCCCAGACCCCCGGGAACCUGCUGCACACCUUCUUUACCAACGUCCGCCCCCCAAAGAAGGUUCUGGAGGACCAGCUCACCCAGAUCUUGAGAAAGUACGGGGCUCCUAAGCCAAAGUUUGACAAGAGCAAGUACAACAAGGGAGGCAAGGAGCAACACCCGGUGAAGGUGGUUAGCACCAAGCGACCCGUCACCAAGCCUCCGGCCAAGGAAAAGGCUGUGCUCAACAGCGUCAGCAGGACGGCUCUGAGCGAGAAGAAGCCCACAGUGAAGCCAAAAUCACCCGAGAAGUGCAAGCCUGAUGAAAAGGACCCAGACAAGUCUCCCACCAAGAAACAGGAGGUUCCUGAGGAGAAAUAUCUGACACUGGAUGGGUUUCAUCGAUUUGUCAUUGAUCGGGCAAAACAAGACAUCCGUAGCGUGUGGCGAGCCAUUUUGUCCUGUGGCUAUGACCUUCACUUUGAAAGGUGCGCCUGCAUCGAUGCCCGGCAUGCUCAGAAAGCCUCCCGCAAGUGGUCGUUGGAAAUGGAUGUGGCCCUGGUCCAGUACAUCAACCGCCUCUGCCGCCACCUGGCCAUCACCCCGGCCCGGCUGCACCCCCAUGAAGUGUACUUGGAUCCGGCCGACACGGCCGACCCGCGCGUCUCCUGCCUCUUAAACGUGCCUAUUGAAAGCCUCCGUCUGCGUUUUGCUCUGCUCCAGUCCCUCAACACCACCCUGGAGACCUUCUUCCUGCCACUUGUGGAACUCCGGCAGACGGAGAUGUACACCAACAGCAUUGCAGCACUGCUGCAAGAAGCCAAAGGAUUAAUUUUUUACGACACAAAAGUGACCGUCAUGAACCGGGUGCUGAAUGCCACCGUGCAAAGGACGGCCGACCACGCUGCCCCGGAGAUCACCCUGGACCCUCUUGAAAUCGUGGGAGGAGAGAUCCGGUCUCCAGAGAACUCCUACUUCUGCCAGGCGGCCCGGCAGCUGGCCUGCGUCCCUUCCUCGCAGCUGUGUGUGAAGCUGGCCAGCGGCGGUGACCCCACCUAUGCCUUCAACAUCCGUUUUACAGGCGAGGAGGUCCAUGGCACGAGCGGUUCCUUCCGGCACUUCCUGUGGCAGGUCUGCAAGGAGCUUCAGAGUUCUCUGCUCUCCCUCCUCUUGCUCUGUCCCAGCUCAGCAGUGAAUAAGAACAAGGGCAAGUAUAUCCUGACCCCCAGCCCCAUCAGUUAUGGGGAGGAGCAGCUGCUGCACUUCUUUGGGCAGUUGCUGGGCAUCGCCAUCCGGGCAGAUGUCCCCCUACCCCUGGACCUCCUGCCCUCCUUUUGGAAGACCUUGGUCGGAGAAGCCCUGGACCCAGACCUCGACCUUCAGGAGGCAGAUGUCCUGACCUACAACUAUGUCAAGAAAUUUGAAAAUCUCAACGACGAGGCAGAGCUGGAGGCGCUGUGUGCGGAAAUCGCUUCCCAGCAUCUGGCCAUGGAAAGCCCCGACUGCCCCAACAAGCCCAGCUGCAAGUUCACCUACCUGACCAUGACAGGCGAAGAGGUGGAGCUGUGUGCCCGGGGCAGGCACAUCCCGGUCGUGUGGGAGAACAAGGAUGUCUAUGCCAGCGCUAUCCGGAACCUGAGGCUGCGAGAGCUUCAGACACCAGAGUGCGCAAUGGCUGUGCGGGCCGGCCUGGGCUCCAUCAUCCCUCUGCAGCUCCUGACCAUGCUGACUCCCUUGGAGAUGGAGCUGCGGACCUGUGGGCUCCCCUUCAUCAACCUGGAGUUUCUCAAGGCCCAUACCAUGUACCAAGUGGGGCUGAUGGAGACUGAUCAGCACAUUGAGUUCUUCUGGGGGGCUCUGGAGAUGUUCACCCAGGAGGAGCUCUGCAAGUUCAUCAAGUUUGCCUGCAACCAGGAGCGCAUCCCCUUCACCUGCCCCUGCAAGGACGGAGGACCGGACACCGCCCACGUCCCGCCAUACCCCAUGAAGAUCGCGCCUCCAGAUGGCACCGCAGGGUCGCCCGACUCCCGCUACAUCCGCGUGGAGACCUGCAUGUUCAUGAUCAAACUCCCCCAGUACACCUCCCUCGACAUCAUGCUGGAGAAGCUCCGGUACGCCAUCCACUAUCGGGAGGAUCCCCUCAGCGGCUGAGCCGCCAUCCCGCAAGACACUGCAAGGGACCCCUUGGGGGCAGCCCUCCUGCGAAGCAGCCCCUGACAGACCGACUGACCGACGAACCACAGGGAAUGCCUUGGGGUGGGCCUGAGGCCAGCGCCCAAGACGCCUCCUUCGUCCCUCCAACCCUUUGCUUCCUUUGCCGGAAGACCUCCUGCGUCAUAUUUGUGGACUUUUGUGGUGGAUGGGUUGUCUUUGCUGCCUUGUUUGUGAAAUCUUUGUAGGAUGAGUUUAGUACACAGACUGAUGUUCACAAACCUUGAGAUCCUUACGUUUCUUUCAACAUUUGGUGAGCACUCAUUGUUGCACAGUAAGGAAACGACGAGGCCUUCAUUUCUGAGUGCAAAAAAAAAACCACGAGGCCACAAGAAUUGGCUCUGGCUGUUUCUGCCUGUCCCCGCAAAGGAAUCCUCCCUGGGGCAAAUCCCUUUCUAUGCAGGGUUGUGGGAUAACUUCACAACUUUUCACAUGUACAGCUUGGGUGACAAGGAACCCGCCCAUUCAUUUUCACACGUUUGGUACACACAAAUCAUUCUUCAAAACACAUGCAGUCAUUUGCCUAAAAUCAAACAAGUCGGUCACUUGGCCUUUUGCAAACAAAUGUGCCAGUGGGAGUGUGGUACCCCCCCCCCUUUUUUUUUUGGACUCAGAAAUGACCACUUGGAGAUUGUGACAAGGUUGGCAUCCAGAAAGGAGUGGGGAGAAGACACAAACUGUUGGAUUCGGGUUUUUUCCUUCUUCCUUGGUAGAGGGUCCCUUUGGCCUGUCUCUUGGGUGGCCUUCCUUUGGUUCCGAUGGGGUUUUGGGAGGGGAGGAGGAAAGCUGCCCCCUCUCAUGUCGGAGAGACACGUCAAGCACGCACAUUUCCCCCUUGACUAACGCAGUGACGGUUUCUGGGGUUCAGGGUUGCCCUGCGAGCCGUCUCCCGGAAGGGCCUCAGCUUGGCUUGGUGCUAUCCAUGAGUUUAAGUGCCAGCUCUUAGUUCUGAGCUUGGUUUUCCUGUUUUCUGCCCCCUGACAACCUCGCGCACCUUUCCGAGCUGUAACCCCAGGCGGGGACUGGAGGUGGGGGGCAAGCGGGAGAGCUGUAUCUAGUGUACAUUACUGUGAAUACGGGGAAUGAUUUGGGUCGCAUGAGGUGUGGCUGGAGCUUGUGAGGGGCGAGUGAGACUGCAAGGAAAGCGAGUGACUUUGUAGCGUUAGCUUCUAGUGUGGAACAGACCCAACUUCCAUGGACAGAAAAGAAGGGAAACUUGCACCUCCCUAGGCAGCAUUUUCAACCCCCGUGUCUUGCCCCGAUGAAAGACUUUUGAGUUCAAGACAGACAAACCUUGUAUGGUGCAUUUCCAGGCGCCUGAGAGAAACCCAGAAUUGCCUAAGAAUUGCCCGGUUUGUUUCUUCCGGAGGGGACUUCUCCUGCUUUCAAAUACCUCACAGGCCUUUUGGUUGCCACGUCGCCAGCUGUGUGUCCCUGAAGAAGACACCAACGCUGUGGCCGCUGCCCCUGCUGCUCCCCACUCCUCCCCAAAGCGUAUGUGCUGUCCAGUGACUUGAUGUAUAUUUAUGCUCAUUAUAUAUGGUUGCAUUGAAGGCGAGGAUGGUGUUCUUCCUGGUUGGCCCCCCACCCCACCCAGGAUCGACACAAAAGGGAAACCUCUUGUGCCCGGAUUGUGUGGUGGGCUCCUUUGGGAAGAACAGGCCGGGCCGAAGGAGGUGGUUAAGUGGGGACUGGAAUGGCACAGUUGGGGAAAUCAUGUCUUUCUAAUGCUGCCUGAAAGCCAGCAAACUGAGCACCUCUUGCUAGAUACACUGGGGUUGCAAAUCAUCUUUCUUUUCACUUGAAUAUUCAUUCCGAAUGUAAAGCUGUCCUUCCAAAAUGGCAAAGAACCUGGACACAGAAGUCUCUUGGGGUUUACGCUUGGGUUGGGCAUCUCUUGGGGUAUUUAUUACGCUGUUCACCUGUUUCAAAGUGCUCUUGGUCUGGCGUCAAACAUCCAGGCAGAAGGGAGGCCUCCUUCCUUGGCUGUGGGGCCCUUCGCACUUGGCCCGGGAGCAGAGCCAGGCUAGUCUCCUCCAAGCUGCGCAAAACACUGCUUGGGGCAAGGAUCAGCCAACCAGCUGCCUGCUGUCCGGCUCACUUGGGGAUACGUUGAAUGCACUGUACUUUUUCAUUUGUAUUUACUUACCGCAAAUGUGUAAAUAUUUUGUACAAAAGGGAAAAGCGAGCCAAAGGCGGCCCUUCCCCGAGGGAGGGGGAGAGGGACUCCAAAGGGUCUCCUGCCGAGGCAGACCCCCCGCCAAGCUGACAAAAAGCGUGUGACGUAUGCCAUAAUUUUUGUUAAUUUAUUCUUUACUUCUCUCACCUCAAUUUGACCACAUCUUUCCCCGUAGAACAGUGAUCCUGUCUCAAUUAUAUAACAAAAUGGAAGGAAAAUAACCCAAACAACAGAAAAAGCCUCCCCUUAGCUUCCUUCUGUAAACCCACCAUAGUGCUUUGCCCUUGGAAUUAACACUGCAAGGUUGGUUGCCACUUGUUUUUAAGAACUCUUUGGCUUUUCUUGUAUUUAAUAAAUGCUUACUUUUGGUGGA
Molecule: messenger RNA, 16209 nt
Organism: Anolis sagrei ordinatus
Lineage: Eukaryota; Metazoa; Chordata; Lepidosauria; Squamata; Anolidae
Gene: HECTD4
Product: HECT domain E3 ubiquitin protein ligase 4
Biological process (GO): glucose homeostasis
Molecular function (GO): ubiquitin-protein transferase activity
Source: RefSeq, a predicted model, not a curated record